Molecule: messenger RNA, 2390 nt
Organism: Quercus lobata
Lineage: Eukaryota; Viridiplantae; Streptophyta; Magnoliopsida; Fagales; Fagaceae
Gene: MUS81
Product: Restriction endonuclease, type II-like superfamily protein
Exons: 15
Coding region: 116-2110 (664 amino acids)
Biological process (GO): mitotic intra-S DNA damage checkpoint signaling; double-strand break repair via break-induced replication; resolution of meiotic recombination intermediates
Cellular component (GO): Holliday junction resolvase complex; nucleus
Molecular function (GO): crossover junction DNA endonuclease activity; 3'-flap endonuclease activity; DNA binding
Source: RefSeq, a predicted model, not a curated record
UUCCACACUUCUUCUUCUUCUAAACAAAAACCCUAAAAAACCCAAUUUCCGUAAAUUCUCUCUGACACACAAAUUCAAUCAAUCAAUCAAUCGAUCGAUCAAAAGAAAUUCGAAAAUGGAGAAUCAAGAUAGACGCGUGUUGUGCUUAGAAAACUCGGAGCUGGCGGCGUACCUAUUGAGCAAAAGGCAAGAACUCGCCGAAAAACCAAAAGGGAUCACGGAGAACGUCGACGCUACACUCUCCAAAGCUUACUCCAAUAUCUGCAACUCCAAAACCCAUAUCCAAACCCUCAAAGACUUGUCUCAAGUCAAGGGUGUGGGAAAAUGGAUCCUAAAACUUAUGCAAGGGUUCUUUGAGACUGGUUCAGGCAGUUCUGAACCGGAAGACUUGGCAGGAAAAGGCAAGAAAAAGAAAGGAAUGAAACGCUAUGUACCACAAAAGAAUUCUGUGGCAUAUGCGUUGUUGAUUACCCUUCACAGGGGUACUACAAAUGGGAAUGAAUUUAUGCGUAAACAGGAGCUUAUUGAUGCGGCUGAAGCUAGUGGGCUUUCUCGGGUGCCAAUUGGGCCAGAAAAGGGAAAAGGGAAACCUGCACAAUUUGGAAGUUCCACAAGAGAUUGGUAUACGGGAUGGAGCUGCAUGAAGUCAUUGAUAACCAAGGGAUUAGUUGCAAAAUCAAGUUGCCCUGCAAAGUACAUGCUAACGCAAGAAGGUCAGGAAGCAGCACGUGAAUGUCUCAUGAGAUCUGGUUUGGUUAAUCCAGCAGAGAACUUGGCUAAUGCAGAAGUUUAUUCUGAUCAGGGUGCACAUACACCAGAUAUUGAUUUUACUCCCCCUGAGAAAAAAGUGCCAUCCGCAUCUACUGGUUUGAGUAGGCGUAGGAAAUCAAUGGAUGUUCCACUUGAAUCACUUGAGAGGUUUAUGCGCAUGGGUUACUCCAAGGAACAAGUUCUUGCUGCUUUUGCUGAAGUUUCAGAGAGUUCUCAGAAGGAGAUCUCAUCACUCUGGCCAGCAGUUUUAUGUUGUCUUCGAGAGGAUCAAGUUUAUGGUUUGCAUUCUGGGUCCCAAUCUGUAAGAGAGGAUUGUCAUGCAAUGUCAAAUGCUUACACUAAUUCAAAUGGUCAAGGUGAGGGUAGACUGAUAGAGUCUUCUCAUGAUGGUGGACAUAUGCCAGAGUUCUAUUCUUCUGUUACUGCACCGAACUCUUUUACCUUGAGAGCUUGCUCAUCAUCAGAUCAACCUUUGCAAAAGUCAAGGACAGAUGGUUUGAAAGUAAAUAUGAAUUCUUUAAGCAUGCCACCUUUAAGCUUUGGGGAGAGAUUUGAGGAUGCAUAUGAAGUGGUCUUGAUAUUGGAUGAUCGAGAACAAUUUGCCACUCAGGGAUCGCGGUCUAGGAGAAUUAUUGAGAAUAUUUGUAGUCAAUACAAAAUCAAAAUAGAGGUUAGGCGGUUACCAGUUGGUGAUGGGAUCUGGAUAGCUCACCAUAAAUAUCUUGAUAGUGAAUAUGUACUUGAUUUUAUUGUUGAGAGGAAGAAAGUUGAUGAUUUACGCAGCUCAAUCAGGGAUAAUCGCUAUAAGGAUCAAAAAUUAAGGCUUCGGAGGUGUGGACUUAAGAAGCUGAUUUAUGUUGUGGAGGGCGACCCAAAUUCUUCUGAAGCUGCUGAAAGCAUCAAAACAGCUUGUUUUACAACAGAGAUUCUGGAGGGAUUUGAUGUGCAGAGAACAAGUGGUUUGGCUGAUACUUUAAAGAAGUAUGGUCAUCUUACCCAAGCAAUAUUGCAAUACUACAAAUCAGUGCUGCCUGAGGAUCAUUCUAAAUGCACUGGAGUAUGUCCUCCUUUUGAUGAAUUUGUCAAAAGGUGUCAAGACCUGGAUAAAAUGACGGUCAGCGAUGUAUUUGCCAUUCAGCUCAUGCAGGUCCCACAAGUUACAGAGGAGAUUGCUGUUGCUGUUUUAGAUUUGUACCCAACCCUUCUAUCUCUUGCCCGUGCCUACUCUCUUCUUGAGGGCAACACAGGUGCACAAGAGGAGAUGCUUAGGAGGCAGAGUAACAAUGUGAUCAAUGCAGUUGCUAGUAGGAAUAUAUUUCAGUUAGUUUGGGGCAACUAACUAAUUUAAGUUUCCUUGAGGUUAAACAAGGAUGAAGCUUGAUUCGAUGAAAGCAAAAGCAAUCUGCUUCAUUGGUUGAAGUUAACCUUCAUGUUUUGCAAUGUAAAUGAGAUGCACAGCUUGUGUAUGCAUGUAGAAAAGCUUUUGAUGCUAACCAGUGUUCUUUUCAACUAGUAUAGUCAAUGUUACAACUGCAUAUUGAUGUAGUACCAUAGAAAAGCCUUUGAUGAUAGGACUUGGGACUUUUAGAAUAUUUUUAUAAGCAAAUCAAUCUUGUUCA